UUGAAAGCGCGGUGGCUAGGGUGGCGGUUCGCCGGGGAGAUGAGGCUGCACUGCGAGGUGGAGGUGGUCAGCCGGCACUUGCCAACGUUGGGGCUGAGGAACCGGGGCAAGGGCGCCCGUGCCGUGGUGAGCCUGUGUCAGCUGCGGCCCCCAGAGAGGGGCGAGCGGGCCGGCCCGCACUCCGCCUGCCUCCUCAUCUCUACGGUGAAGGACAAGCGCGGGACCCGCUACCAGCUAAAGGAGAACAUUGAGCAAUUCUUCACUAAAUUUGUGGAUGAAGGGAAGGCCACUGUCCGGUUAAAGGAACCUCCUGUGGAUAUCUGUCUAAGUAAGGCUAAUUCCAGCAGUUUAAAGGGUUUCCUUUCAGCUGUGAGACUGGCUCAUAGAGGCUGUGAUGUCAACACAUCACUUUCAACACUCAUACCAGUGAAGACUUCAGAAUUUGAAAAAUUUAAAACUAAAAUGGUUAUCACAUGCAAAAAACAAUAUCCCUUAAGCAAGAACUUUCCAUAUUCCCUGGAACAUCUUCAGACUUCUUAUUGUGGUCUCGUCCGAUUUGACACACGAAUGCUUUCUUUAAAAAACCUUGUGAAAUUAGACUUGAGUCAUAACCACAUAAAAAACCUUCCUGCUACAAUUGGAGAUCUCAUACAGCUUCAAGAACUUGACCUGAGUGACAACUGCUUAGAGUCUUUCAGUGUGGCCUUUUGUCAGUCUACACUCCAGAAGUCACUUCGAAGGCUGGAUCUUAGCAAGAACAAAAUCAAAGCACUUCCUCUUCAGUUUAGCCAGCUCCAAGAACUUAACGAUUUAAAGAUAGAUGAUAAUGAAUUGAUCCAACUUCCUUUCAAGAUAGGACAGUUAAAAAAUCUUCGUUUUUUGUCAGCAGCUCGAAAUAAGCUUCCAGUUUUGCCUAGUGAAUUUAAAAAUUUAUCUCUUGAGUACUUGGAUCUUUUUGGAAAUACUUUUGAACAACCUAAAGCCCUUCCAAUUAUAAAACUACAAGUGCCAUUAAGUUUAUUGGAAUUAUCUGCACGAACCAUACUAUAUAAUAGGAUUCCAUAUGCCUUUCAUGUCAUUCCUUUCCAUCUUUGUCAAGAUUUGGAUACUGCAAAAACCUGUAUUUGUGGAAGAUUUUGUCUACAGAGUUUCAUUCAAGGAACUGCUACCAUGAACCUGCACUCUGUUGCCCACACUGUGGUCUUAGUGGAUAAUAUGGGUGGUACUGAAGCACCUAUUACCUCUUACUUCUGUUCUUUAUCCUGUUAUGUAAAUUCCUCAGAUAUGUUCAAAUAAUGUCAUACCAUAGAAAUUUCAGUUCCAGCUCAGUCAGGGAUUCAUUAGGAGUUAACAGUGUCAGCAUAGAGACAGGAAAGCCUCCUGCUGCUGUGCUUUUGUGUAGAGGAAUGGAUUUGGGCUAAUAUUAAGUCAUUUAACUUGAAAACUUUGAUUUCAUUAAAGCCAAAUAAUAUUGCGGGGUUAACUUACUCAUAUUGCAGUAUGGGUUGUAGGGUUAUGGUUAUAUUUUAUAUUUAUUUUAUUCAUUUUUGCAGUCUUGGGGAUUAAACCC
Messenger RNA from Fukomys damarensis (Damara mole-rat), 1570 nucleotides. It is a transcript of the gene Lrr1, whose product is annotated as leucine rich repeat protein 1. Lineage: Eukaryota; Metazoa; Chordata; Mammalia; Rodentia; Bathyergidae. Bases 40 to 1296 code for a protein of 418 amino acids. The transcript is spliced from 4 exons. Gene Ontology annotation, molecular function: protein binding. The record is from RefSeq and is a predicted model, not a curated record.